AGCUUUCAGUGAAUAACCCUUGGGUCAGUCCGCUUUUCGCAUUAUCGCUCGCGGAGUGCGUUAGUGCUGCAGCGUUAUAUUCACCACCCGUGUAACGGCCGACGUUGAUUCAUUACCGUGAGAGAGACAGACGUUGCUGGUGCACGUGGAAAUGCGCGGGACUCUGUGCCUGCUUCUGCUCGCAGUGGCGAGCUGGGCGAACGCCCAAACGGACAUUGGCUCCGGAGCCAUGUUCGACGGUCGAAAUUUCACUGAAGCGUACAACAUGAGAGUGGAAGAAGUUCUCUAUGAGCUGUAUGAAGAACGCAAAGAAGCGAUGGAAGAAGAGCCGGGAUACGAAUGGGAGGGCUACGACGGAUGGUACAACAACCCCGCUCACCCCGACUGGGGCGGCGCAGAUAUGCCAUUGGAGAGGAAGACGCCCGUGGCCUACCCAGACGGCGUGUACGAGAUCGCUGGACAGGACAGACCUAACGUUCUGCUCAUUGCCAACGUCACUCAAAACGGACUGACUGGGUUUGGCUCACGAGAAAGGACAGGACUGUUCAUCUUUUUCGGUCAGCAAGUGGUGGAGGAGAUGCUGGAUGCCCAAAGGCCUGGCUGCAUCCCUGAAUACGAGGACAUGCUGGUCCCCAAGUGCCAUCCGCUCUACGAUGCCGACUGCCGUGGUGACAGAUACAUCCCCUUCCUCCGAAACCGCUACGAUUUCGGCACUGGCUACAGCCCAAACGUUCCACGAAUGCAGCUGAAUGAAAUCACUCCGUGGCUCGAUGGUGGACUCAUGUACGGUAUUACCAAGGCCUGGGCCGAUGCUCUUCGAAGCUUUGAAAAGGGUGAACUCCUAACACUAAACAAUGAUGACCUAACGCUCUCGCUGCCAGCUGUUAAUACAGUCGGUCUUCCUCUCGCCAAUCCACCUCCUCCUGCUAACCACUCUCUCUUUGAAGUCAACCGCUUUUGGAGAAUUGGAAAUCCUCGUGGCAAUGAGAACCCCUUCCUGCUGACAAUGGGUAUCCUCUGGUUCAGAGUCCACAACUUUUGGGCACAGAGAUUGUACAGCUUUGGACAGACGCUCCCUGAAGACAGCCACACCCGCGAACUGUACGAAGAUGACGAGUGGCUCUACAACCGUGCCCGUAUGCUCACCAUUGCCACCCACCAGCACAUUGUCUACACCGAGUGGCUCCCCAUCUUCAUCCCUCGCAAGAUCCCCACCGACCUCCCAGCCUACGCAGAGACCCAGGGCUACAGCGCUUACUUUGGCCGAACGGGGUACAACCCUGCAAUCAAUCCACAGAUUGCCCACAUCUUCCAGUCGCUGCAAUGAGAUUCGGACACACCAUGGUCACCCCUGGAAUCUGGAGGAGGGAAUUUGUGCCAGACCCUAAUAAUUGUUCAUUCGGAAGUCCGAUUUCACCUGAUAUGAAAGGUCUGAACUCCUUCAUUGAGGUCAUUAACCAAAAGCGUGGUCUGACAGGAGACCAAAAAGUCAGAAUAAAUAGUACUGAAGUCGUAAUCGAGGAGUUCUUUGACAAAUACCCCAAUUUUCCUACCGAUACAAAUGGGAAUCCGAUUGAGGAGUAUGAAGCCAUUUACCAAUUUUUGAACAAUUCGUACUUCAUGAACGAGACUGCUUUUAGCAAUAGAAAUUACAGCUACACUAAGGCAGAUGAUCGACACUUUGUGGUUCGUACCUGCAAUUCCUACUGGAACCCGCAAGUUACAAUCAGAGCCACCAACGUUCAUCCGUUCUACCUCGGAAUGGCUUCCCAGCGAGUGGAGAGAGAGGACACCAUCAUCACUCCUGACCUGAGGGGCAAGGUUUUCGGACCUCUCGACUUCUCCAGGCGAGAUCUUAUGGCCAUCAACAUGCAGAGAGCUAGGGACCACGGUUUGCCUGAUUUCAAUUCUGCUCGCAUGGCCUAUGGCUUGCCACCUGUUUUGAGCUUUGAGGACCUCAAUCCACUGUACGGUAUGGUUGACGAUGUGACGCGGUCGAUCGAAAACCUUCGAGAGGUUUACAACAACGACAUCAGCAAGUGUGAUAUCUGGGCCUGUGCGCUGGCAGAAACUGUUCCUUCCGGAUUCGGUAACCUCCUCCCCCCGGACAUUCCAGCAGGUCCAGGAGAGCUCUUCAGUGAAGUCCUGUUUGACCAGUUCAUGCGUAUCCGUCACGGCGACCGCUUCUGGUACGAAAACUGGGAGGCCAAUGGAAUCCUCACCCAAGAAGAGUUCGAACUCAUCUCCAACCUGACCAUUAAGCGGCUCUUGAUGCUUGUCACUCCCAUCAGAGAUGAGGACUUGUCGGAAAAUCCGUUUGAGUUUACGGAUGAGACUGUCUGCCCCCAGCCCUUCCAGCUCAGUGAGCUCUACAUGGACGACUGUACCGGGCUCGAAGGCUUCGACUAUUACUACAACGACUCUGUGUGGCAGGUCCCUGUCAUCUGGGGAAUCACGUUCCUCUAUGUCGGACUUGUAAUCAUGGCCAUGUUCUUGCUGGCUGCGUACAACCAGUACCGGAGGGAGAAGGUCAAGGCAGCUGCCCGCACACACAGGCCUAAGCACAUUGAAGGCAACGAUGUCACUUCGGGUGACGGUGAAGUUUUGGUUGCCCACGAAAUGAAAGCUGGCAUCAAGAGCGAGACUCGUACAGUGAGCAUGAAGUUCGGACCAGGGAAGCGGCUUGUCCUGUUUUCCGGCGAUGAAAUCUACAGGGAGGUCGACCUCCGGUAUCAGUCGCAAGUGACGAUACGCAGGCCCUUCAAUGAUGACCGGCACUUUGUCGUGCGAAUCCCCCACGAAUACGACAUCAUCCUCCGCUGUUCCACCCCGCUAGACCGCACGGCGUUCGUCGAGAACAUUCAGACCUUCAUGGGCGAGAAUGGAAUCACAGUGGUGGUCGAAGAACCGCUCAAGAAACAGCUGCUGAGCGAGACGUACACCAAGAGGGACAGGCAGCGACUUCUCGAAAACUUCUUCAAGUCGGUCUUCCGUGAGGGAGGGCGUGGAGCAGUCACAGGAGAUAUCGGGGAGUCCCGAAAGGACAUCUUGGAGUGUGAGCUCAACAAGGAAGAGUUUGCCGACGCUAUGUCCCUCAAGAAGGAUUCACUCUUUGUGGAGCAGAUGUUCCAGCUCAUUGAUCAGGACGGCAACGGGUUCAUCUCCUUCCGCGAGUUCCUCAACAUGAUCGUCAUCUUUGCCAAGGGCUCCCCCGAGGACAAGAUAAAGCUCAUGUUUGAGAUGUACGAUGUCGACAAGAGUGGGCAACUGAGUCGCGAUGAGUUCAAGAAGAUGCUCAAGGCCAUGAUGGAGCUGGUGAAUGCCUCGGUGUCUCCGGACCAGAUGGACGGGCUUAUCGAAUCAAUGUUCAUGUCGGCCGGAUUCCAGAACAAGCAGGAGCUCACGCUCGAUGAUUUCAACGUUCUCUUGCGCGACCACAAGGAGCAGCUCAGCAGUGCCCACCUCAACAUCAGCGGAAUCGACGUGGAUAUCCCAGAAAAGCCCGGUGCCAGCGAAAGUGAAGGAGCGGCCGAAGUUGUUCCGACACGCUACCGAGCCCGCGAGACUGCCACCGCACGUGCACGUCGCACAGUCGUCAAGGCCUACGGUCGCACAACCAAGGGAGACCCACGCGGGGCAACUAGUGCACCUGCUGAGGAAGGAACUGAGACACUCUCGCGCGAGAUCCCCAUCCAGUCACGUAAGCUUACAAAAUCUGUGUACGGCCGCUACCUCAGCAUUUUCCUCCGCAUUAUCGAGAACUACAAGCUUCACAUCUUCUGGCUCUCGAUCUUUUUCUUUGUCACGGUUUGCAUCUUUGUGGAGAGGUCCUACUACUACUCUGUGGAGCGAGAGCACGCUGGUCUGCGGAGGAUCGCUGGUUAUGGUGUCACUGUCACUCGUGGUGCUGCUUCAUCUAUGAUGUGGACAUACUCUGUUCUCCUUCUCACGAUGUCGCGUAACUUCAUCACCUACUUGCGAGAGACCAUGUUCAACAACUACAUCCCCUUUGAUUCCUACAUCUCCUUCCACAAGAUUGUCGCUCUGACUGCGCUGGCGUUCACCAUCUGUCACGGCAUCGGUCACGGAAUCAACUUCUACCACAUCUCCACCCAGACGCCUGGCGACCUGAAUUGCAUCUUCAGAGAGGUCUACCGUCGCACUCACAUUCUUCCACAAUUCACCUACUGGCUCUUCCUGACAAUGACAGGCUUUAGCGCCUUCGUACUUACACUUGUGACCGUCAUCAUCUACGUCUUUGCCACUCAGUACGCUCGUCGCUACACCUUCCAGGCCUUCUGGAUAACCCACCACUUUUACAUUGCCUUCUACAUUCUCAUGUUCCUGCACGGAUCUGGACGUCUUGUUCAGGAUCCACUCUUCGGCAACUUCUUCCUCGGGCCAGGCAUCGUUUACUCCCUGGACCUGAUCGUCAGCGUUAGCCGUAGGAAGCAAGAGUUGGCCGUCAUUCGUGCCGACAUACUCCCAUCUCUUGUUGUGGGGAUCUACUUCAAGCGGCCGACUAGCUUCGACUACAAGGCUGGGCAGUGGGUCAAGAUUGCCAGCAGUGCCCAGAAUCCCGGAGAGUUCCAUUCCUUCACCAUCAGCUCCGCUCCACACGAGGACUACCUCAGUCUCCACAUCCGUGCAGUCGGACCGUGGACCUACAACUUCCGAGAGCACUACAACCCAGUCAACCUCCGUGGCCAGCCAUACCCAAAGGUUUUCAUCGAUGGUCCAUUUGGGGAGGGGCACCAGGACUGGACGAGCUACGAAGUGUCGGUGCUGGUUGGUGGAGGCAUUGGUGUUACUCCAUUUUCCUCGAUCCUGAAGGAGCUGGUCCACCGUUUCAACAUCGGAGCCCGCGUGGAGUGCAAGAAGGUGUUUUUCAUUUGGGUGACACGUAGCCAGAAGCAGUGGGAGUGGUUCACCGACAUCAUCAAAGGAUGUGGAAGACGCAGAUACAAAGGGUCUGGUAGAAAAUCACAUCUUCGUCACCCAAUUCUUCGACAAGUUUGACCUUCGUACCACUAUGCUGUACAUCUGCGAGAGGCACUUUCAGAAGCUCUCUGGACGCAGUCUCUUUACCGGACUGCGCUCUGUCACCCACUUUGGCCGUCCGGACUUCAACCAGUUCUUCGACAGCCUCCAGGAGGACUACAUCCUGCUUCCGCAGAUCGGUGUGUUCUCCUGCGGUCCACCAGGGAUGACAAACGGUGUGGAAGAAGCCUGUGCUGCCACGAACCGCUUCGAGGGGCCAGCCUUCCUCCACCACUUCGAGAACUUCUAAACUUCUAAUAGACAAUAGCGAAAGGAACGCUGACUUGAGUGAUUUAGUAGAGCUGAACUCUGUAGUUUAGGCCAAGUUGUAGAAUAGAAUGUUGCUGCAUGCUUUUCCCCGUUGUUGCGCAUGCUCGUGUGGUGGCGCACGGCGGCGCAGCGGAACGCAAGUAUGAAUUACUUUCCCGGCACCGCUAUAAGUGCUUCGGGUUGCAGCGCAAAAUCCCGUCCAAACUGUUGCAGACCAUCUUGGUACUCUCCUGCCCAGGAUCUGUAUUGGACGAAGCGAGAAAAUGCGCACAACGAUCGCCUUGGCGGUCACGAUUGCUGCAAUCGCAGCUUGCGGACUGCAAGUUUCGGCGCAAUCGCAAUCUUUCGAAGAAUACUUCGAAGAGAGACUAAGGAACGCCUUCGAAAACUCUAGUCGCGACGAUGAGGAAUACUUGCGCUUCGAAUGGGAGGGCUACGACGGCUGGUACAACAAUCCGGCUCAUCCCGACUGGGGUGGUGCAGAUAUGCCAUUGGAGAGGAAGACGCCGGUGGCAUACCCAGACGGCGUGUACGAGAUCGCUGGACAGGACAGACCUAACGUUCUGCUCAUUGCCAACGUCACUCAGAACGGACUGACUGGGUUUGGUUCACGAGAAAGGACCGCCCUUUUCAUCUUCUUUGGUCAGCAAGUUGUGGAGGAGAUGCUGGAUGCCCAAAGACCUGGCUGCAUCCCUGAAUACGAGGACAUGCUGGUCCCCAAGUGCCAUCCGCUCUACGAUGCCGACUGCCGUGGUGACAGAUACAUCCCCUUCCUCCGAAACCGCUACGAUUUCGGCACUGGCUACAGCCCAAACGUUCCACGAAUGCAGCUGAAUGAAAUCACUCCGUGGCUCGAUGGUGGACUCAUGUACGGUAUUACCAAGGCCUGGGCCGAUGCUCUUCGAAGCUUUGAAAAGGGUGAACUCCUGACAUUAAACAAUGACGAACUGAAACUUUCUCUGCCAGCCGAUAAUACAAUCGGUCUUCCUCUCGCCAAUCCACCACCUCCUGCUAACCACUCUCUCUUUGAAGUUAACCGCUUUUGGAGGAUCGGAAAUCCUCGUGGCAAUGAGAACCCCUUCCUGCUGACAAUGGGUAUCCUCUGGUUCAGAGUCCACAACUUUUGGGCACAGAGAUUGUACAGCUUUGGACAGACGCUCCCUGAAGACAGCCACACCCGCGAACUGUACGAAGAUGACGAGUGGCUCUACAACCGUGCCCGUAUGCUCACCAUUGCCACCCACCAGCACAUUGUCUACGCCGAGUGGCUCCCCAUCUUCAUCCCUCGCAAGCUCCCCGACGGCCUCCCAGCCUACGCAGAGACCGAGGGCUACAGCGCUUACUUUCGCCGAACGGGGUACAACCCUGCAAUCAAUCCACAGAUUGCCCACAUCUUCCAGUCGGCUGCAAUGAGAUUCGGACACACCAUGGUCACCCCUGGAAUCUGGAGGAGGGAAUUUGUGCCUAAUAACCCUAAUAGUUGUUCAUUCGGAAGUCCGAUUUCACCUGAUAUGGACGGUCUGAACUCCUUCAUUGAGGUGAUUAACCAAAAGCUUGGUCUAACAGGAGAAAAGAAAAUAAAAAUAAAAACUUAUCAAGACGUAAUCGAUAAAUUCUUUACCCCGUACCCCGAUUUCCUUACCGAUACAAAUGGGAAUGCGAUUGAGGAGUAUGGAGCCAUUUACCAAUUUUUGAACAAUUCGUACUUCAUGAACGAGGCUGCUUUUAGCAAUGGAAAUUACAACUACACUACGGCAGAUAGUCGACACUUUGUGGUUCGUACCUGCAAUUCCUACUGGAACCCGCAAGUUACGAUCAGAGCCACCAACGUUCAUCCGUUCUACCUCGGAAUGGCCUCCCAGCGAGUGGAGAGAGAGGACACCAUCAUCACUCCUGACCUGAGGGGCAAGGUUUUCGGACCUCUCGACUUCUCCAGGCGAGAUCUUAUGGCCAUCAACAUGCAGAGAGCUAGGGACCACGGUUUGCCUGAUUUCAAUUCUGCUCGCAUGGCCUAUGGCUUGCCACCUGUUUUGAGCUUCGAGGACCUCAAUCCACUGUACGGUAUGGUUGACGAUGUGACGCGGUCGAUCGAAAACCUUCGAGAGGUUUACAACAACGACAUCAGCAAGUGCGACAUCUGGGCCUGUGCGCUGGCAGAAACUGUUCCUUCGGGAUUCGGUAACCUCCUCCCGCCGGACAUUCCAGCAGGUCCAGGAGAGCUCUUCAGCGAAGUCCUGUUUGACCAGUUCAUGCGUAUCCGUCACGGCGACCGCUUCUGGUACGAAAACUGGGAGGCCAAUGGAAUCCUCACCCAAGAAGAGUUCGAACUCAUCUCCAACCUGACCAUUAAGCGGCUCUUGAUGCUUGUCACUCCCAUCAGAGAUGAGGACUUGUCGGAAAAUCCGUUUGAGUUUACGGAUGAGACUGUCUGCCCCCAGCCCUUCCAGCUCAGUGAGCUCUACAUGGACGACUGUACCGGGCUCGAAGGCUUCGACUAUUACUACAACGACUCUGUGUGGCAGGUCCCUGUCAUCUGGGGAAUCACGUUCCUCUAUGUCGGACUUGUAAUCAUGGCCAUGUUCUUGCUGGCUGCGUACAACCAGUACAGACGUCAGAAAGUCGCAGCUGCCGGUCGGACGACCAGAACGAGGGAGAUCCAGGGUAACGACAUCACAAAGGGAGACGAGGUGAUAGUCCUGUGGGAGCUGAGAGCCGGGCUGAAGAGCGAGACGAGACUGGCCAGCAUCAAGACUGGUCCCGGGAAGAGAAUCGUACUGUUCCAGGGAAUCUCCGUUCUGCGUAUAAUCGAUCUGCGCUACCAGGAAAAAAUCACCAUCCAGACGCCGUUUGACGACCAGAUGCACCUUGUCGUAAAAAUCCCGAAAGAGUACGACAUUGUCAUGAGGUGUCAGGACCCACUGGAUCGCACCACGGUCGUCGACAAGCUGAAACAGUACUUGGAAGGGAUUGGGAUAACAGUCUUGAGCGAGGAACACCAGAAACGCCACAUGCUCAAGAGCGUCUUUACAAAGAAGGACAGGCAGAAUCUUCUGGAGAGCUUCUUCAAGUCUGUUUUCCACGAGGGUAGCAGGGGAGGAAGCUCCUCCAUUGAGGAGCACCGCCAAGACAUCCUUGAGUGCGAGCUCUCUCGGGAAGAAUUUGCCGAUGCCAUGUCGAUGAAGAAAGACUCGCUGUUUAUCGACCAAAUGUUCCAGCUGAUCGAUCAGGACGGCAACGGGUUCAUCUCCUUCAGGGAAUUCCUGGACAUGAUCGUCAUCUUUGCCAAGGGGUCGCCCGACGACAAGAUCAAGCUCAUGUUCGAGAUGUACGACGUGAAUAAGAGCGGUAGUCUCAGUCGCAGCGAGUUCAGAAAAAUGCUCAAAGCCAUGAUGGAGCUCGUAAGCGCUUCAGUAACUCCGGACCAGAUGGAGCAGUUGAUUGACUCAAUGUUCACAGCCGCAGGGUUCCAGAGCAAGGAAGAGCUCACCCUGGAAGAUUUUAACAUCCUUCUUCGUGACCACAAGGAAGAGCUCAGCAAUGCCCACCUCCACGUGAAGGGAUUCGAUGUGCCAGAAGUUGAGUUGAAGCAAGAGAAAGAGCAGCCGGCUGCAGAAGGAGGGGCUGUUCCUAGUCGUUACAGGGCUCGCGAAACUGCUCCUGCCCGAGCUCGCAGAACGGUUCUUAGAGCUUAUGCCAGCAAUGCUACCUCUGGAGGUGGAGAGGGAAAAAGCAAAGGGUCAGGAAUCCACGAAAUCCCCACGGUUAAACGCAUUGCUCCCAAAAGCAAACUCUACCGAUUCUUCUACAGCUUUCUCCGCUACAUCGAAAACUACCGCCUCCACAUCUUCUGGCUCUCGAUCUUUUUCUUUGUCACGGUUUGCAUCUUUGUGGAGAGGUCCUACUACUACUCCGUGGAGCGAGAGCACGCUGGUCUGCGGAGGAUCGCUGGUUAUGGUGUCACUGUAACUCGUGGUGCUGCUUCAUCUAUGAUGUGGACAUACUCUGUUCUGCUGAUUACAAUGGCUCGCAAUUUCAUCACCUACUUGCGUGGGACACUGCUAAACAACUACAUCCCCUUCGAUUCCUACAUCUCCUUCCACAAGAUUGUCGCUCUGACUGCGCUGGCGUUCACCAUCUGUCACGGCAUCGGUCACGGAAUCAACUUUUACCACAUAUCCACCCAGACGCCUGGCGACCUGAAUUGCAUCUUCAGAGAGGUCUACCGUCGUACUCAUGUCCUCCCUCAAUUCACCUACUGGCUCUUCCUGACAAUGACAGGCUUUAGCGCCUUCGUACUUACACUUGUGACCGUCAUCAUCUACGUGUUUGCCACUCAGUACGCUCGUCGCUACACCUUCCAGGCCUUCUGGGUAACCCACCACUUUUACAUUGCCUUCUACAUUCUCAUGUUCCUGCACGGAUCUGGACGUCUUGUUCAGGAUCCACUGUUCGGCAACUUCUUCCUCGGGCCAGGCAUCGUUUACUCCCUGGACCUGAUCGUCAGCGUUAGCCGUAGGAAGCAAGAGUUGGCCGUCAUUCGUGCCGACAUACUCCCAUCUCUUGUUGUUGGGGUCUACUUCAAGCGGCCGACUAGCUUCGACUACAAGGCUGGUCAGUGGGUCAAGAUUGCCAGCAGUGCCCAGAAUCCCGGAGAGUUCCAUUCCUUCACCAUCAGCUCCGCUCCACACGAGGACUACCUCAGUCUCCACAUCCGUGCAGUCGGACCGUGGACCUACAACUUCCGAGACCACUACAACCCAGCCAACCUACAAGGGAAGCCCUAUCCUAAGGUUUUCAUCGACGGUCCAUUUGGGGAGGGGCACCAGGAAUGGACCAGCUUCGAAGUGUCGGUGCUGGUUGGUGGAGGCAUUGGUGUUACUCCCUUUUCCUCGAUCCUGAAGGAGCUGGUCCACCGUUUCAACAUCGGAGCCCGCAUAGAGUGCAAGAAGGUUUUCUUCAUUUGGGUGACACGUAGCCAGAAGCAGUGGGAGUGGUUCACCGACAUCAUCAAGGAUGUGGAAGACGCAGACACAAAGGGGUCUGGUAGAAAAUCACAUCUUCGUCACCCAAUUCUUUGACAAGUUUGACCUCCGUACCACCAUGCUGUACAUCUGCGAGAGGCACUUCCAGAAGCUGUCCGGACGCAGUCUAUUCACAGGACUGCGCGCCAUAACCCACUUUGGCCGUCCGGACUUCAACCAGUUCUUCGACAGCCUCCAGGAGGAGUACGUCUUACUUCCUCAGAUUGGCGUGUUCUCCUGCGGUCCACCAGGGAUGACAAACGGUGUGGAAGCCGCCUGCGCCGUCACUAACCGCUUUGAAGGGCCGGCGUUCAUCCACCACUUCGAGAACUUCUAAGUGAACCCUGACUAGUUUUGAACAGUGACAUUAUAGCUAGUAGUAGCAGAAUGCACACACCUUAUAUAUAGCAUGCAUAUGCCGCCGCCGAAUUAUAUCCCGC
This is a messenger RNA of Geodia barretti, 10771 nucleotides long. NCBI's taxonomy places the organism in Eukaryota, Metazoa, Porifera, Demospongiae, Tetractinellida, Geodiidae. The record is from the annotation of a GenBank genome assembly.